AUGCGACAGUGUUGCAGUUUGGAUGCAAGGCAAGCCUUACAAGCGUUCGCACCGAGUCUUACCGCAGCUAGAUGUGUAUUCGCUCGAAGGGUUAGCUCUGGUCUGCUUGGUAGUGGUCUUCAUUUUAGUGGUCUACCGACGAUGGUGUUUGUGAUUAUUUUGUGUGAGAGUCUAGAAGCAGCGAAGUUUCAGAAUCGCUCACAAACGGCUGAAUUGAAUGAUGUAUCAGAAGGGACUUCAGCGAUUAACAGAACCAUUGAAUCAGUUGCAUCGAAUUCAGUCGAUGACAAUCGUACACACCAAGGAAUGCCAGUACUUUACCGUGAACAUGCAACCACGCCGUGCUUCGUUGCUCCCUUGCCAUCUGAUCAUCAGCAAUCAACAACAUCUGUGAAGAAGAGACCAUACCAUCGACGAAAGGAUUCAUUUCCACAAGAGAGGAGUGAAGCGAGCAGUAAAACUAAUAAUAAGUAA
Molecule: messenger RNA, 474 nt
Organism: Anisakis simplex (herring worm)
Lineage: Eukaryota; Metazoa; Nematoda; Chromadorea; Rhabditida; Anisakidae
Source: the annotation of a GenBank genome assembly